Molecule: messenger RNA, 204 nt
Organism: Dictyostelium purpureum
Lineage: Eukaryota; Evosea; Eumycetozoa; Dictyosteliales; Dictyosteliaceae
Exons: 3
Coding region: 1-204 (67 amino acids)
Source: RefSeq, a predicted model, not a curated record
AUGGAAGAAAUGAUGUUCAAGUACUUGGGGACCAUAACAUUCGUCUUGACCAGAAAGUUUUUUCAAUUACAUCCAACAAUUCAAAAAGGUUUUGAAAUUAUAGUAAUAAAAUAUGCAUAUACUUACAUUUUUAAAAGAUAUUGGCAUUUACAAUUAAAUAUAAUUAGAAUUACCCAAAAUAUAAAAUCAUGGAUCUUUAUUUGA